ACCUGCAGCGUCUAAGCUCGAGGGGGGUGGGGGGGGCGAAAACAUACGCAUCACAUCGCUGAGGAGAACAAAGCACUCUAUACACACAGGCCCUCCUCUGCCGCGCACGUAUCGAGCAUGGCGCCAACAGGCACGUACAAACAGGGCGGGGCAAACGGAGAGGGGGAACAUGCUAGCCAGUCAAGUGUUCCGGCAGCAGCGGCAGCAGCGGCAGCAGCGGCAGCAGCCGCCGCCGCCCCCGCCUUCGUUCCCGCUUCAACCUCCAGCGCCCCUCCCCCUUCAUCACGCCAACGCGCCACAUCCAGCGGCUCACAGCUCAGCACACCCACCCCCUCUCGUCCGACCAAAAGGAAGAAGAAACGCUUCAUCUCAUUGCCAGGAGGCGGCAAAGCACUAAGCGCCUUUGGCAUCUCUCUGAUCGCCUUUACGAUCCAGACGGAACUGGCGCAGUACGUCCAAUCAGGUCUAUCCUAUCGAAAACCAUUCCUGUGCCUCUUUAUCGGUCACAGCUCCUUUUUGCUCCUGCUACCCAUUCAUCUGCUCUAUCUGCGCAUCCGGUAUCCCGGAACGACGUUGGGCAAACACUACGAGAUCAUAGCUGCUAAUCUGAAUUGGCAACUCAGCAGUUCGCAAAGGGAAGAAGAGGCGCCGGAACAUUUGACCAGGGUGGCUAGAAGGGUCAGGAGCAGGCUCAGCUCCACUUGGAGCAGAUCCAGAUCUCAACUGUUGCUCGCAAGCACCAGCAACACUCUCGACGCUGCACGCGCCGACGAGUCGCAGUUGGAUCCACCUACGCAUCGAACCAGCUUCGGCUCGAGCAGGACAGCGAGCUCGAGCAUGGACGAGAGGAGAGCGGAGAGGAAUGAGGGAGGGGAGGGAGAGGAGGAGGAGGGGGAGGGAGAGGAGGAGGAGUCGGAGCAGUUGGGGGCGCGAAUAGGCAAACAGAGGAGCGGUAGAGGGCCUCCGGAGCUGCAGAGUGCGCUGGAGAAAGCUUUUGGAUUCGAUAUUUUGGCUCUCAUCAAAUUGUUCUUCAUACUCACCAUCGGCAUCACCGUUCCUGCUCUCAGUUGGUACUCCGCAGUUCCCCUCACCACCAUGGCGGAUGUGACGACGAUCUACAACACCUACGCAGUCUGGGCGCUCGUCUUUUCCAUCUACUUUCUCGGCGAGAAAUGGGAGCGCAGAAAGGUGCUGGCUGUGUUGCUGGCGGUGGGAGGUGUGGUGCUGGUAGCUUAUGGAGGAGCAGAACACCGACGAAGGCCUAGAGAAGCCGAUCCGAUGUUCAGCCACGCUGCCUCCACUUCGGACGUGGCAUCUUCGCACCUGCCUAUGCUGCUUCGUCGAUCAUUAUUGCCUCAUCGAUCUGGCUUGGACAUCGAUGUGGAAAGAUCCCCUUCAGACACCUCGCCAAGCCCCGCGCCGGCGCCGACGCCCAAUCCGAACGGCUCAAAUCCCCUGCUAGGUGCGAUCUUGAGCUUUGUAGGAGCAGUGACCAUGGCAGGUUACGAAAUGGCCUUUGCGCUGCUAGGCAAAUUGCCGGACGAGAAGGCGCAGAGGGAAAGGUAUGCGGGUGCUGCUGCUGCUGCUGGGGGCCGCAGAGCUGGUAGAGGUGGAGGUGUGAGGAGACCUACGAGCUAUCGUGCGGCCCAGCUGGGGAAUCCUUAUGUGACGUCAGAGACGAGGACGUUGAGGGCGGAGGAAGAGGGAUUGUUGCAGGACGAUGCGCAGGAGAGCGAGCGGACGGAAGCGUAUAGGAGUUCGGACGACGAAGAAGAAGUAGGCAGAGGCUCUACUCGUUUAGGAAGGGCUAAAGGCGGCUCUUAUAGGUCUGUUGCUGCUGCUGCUUCUUCGCGCGCAGAGGGAGCGGGGGCGGGGGCCAGAGCGAGUCGGAUCUUGCCAAAGACGAACAGACCAUCAGCUCGGAGCGUGUUCGAGCCCCAUCUCGCCGAUUCGGGCAAUUCAUCAAGACUGACGACGGUGGGGGCACAACGAGAAGGAAGUGCGGAGCAGAGACGGAGAGGCAAAGAGACGAGCAGCAGCGGUGCUGGCAAGAGCAGAGGAGGUGGUGGGCAAGACACAGAGGAGCAUUGGAUGCCUCCUCCUUUACCGUUCGGACUCCACUCUAACCUCAUGACGUCCGGCAUCGGUCUCGUCACGCUCCUCACGCUCUGGAUAGGUCUCCCUAUCGCGCACCUCUUGGGUUGGGAAACGUUCGAGCUUCCAAGCAACUGGACGACGGUGCUUUGUAUUGCGGGCGUGGCGGGCAUGGGAAUCAUUUUCAAUGGUUGUUUUAUGCUGCUACUUUCCCUCUGGGGACCCGUGCUUGCUAGCGUCUCUUGCUUACUUACAACCGUCCUCGUGUUCUUUGCGGACAUUGCACUGGGACACGAAUUCAAGUGGAUAAGUCUGCUGGGAUGCGCUACGAUUGCCGCGGGGUUCGCGGUGCUCGUAUCGGCCGAUUCUGCACCUGCACCUGCACCCGCUGCUGCCUCUCAUUGAAACGCUAAAACCGCACAUACUCCUCACUCGGACAAUCGCUGAAUGGAUUGCAUUUGCGCGCUUGAAAG
Molecule: messenger RNA, 2567 nt
Organism: Ceraceosorus guamensis
Lineage: Eukaryota; Fungi; Basidiomycota; Exobasidiomycetes; Ceraceosorales; Ceraceosoraceae
Exons: 7
Coding region: 118-2499 (793 amino acids)
Cellular component (GO): membrane
Source: RefSeq, a predicted model, not a curated record